GAUGGCAACAUUGACAGUGAGUUGACAAGUUUGUUAUUUAGGUUAUUUGCUGCCGAAUAAUAUUUUUUUCUGUUUUCGUAUAAAUUCUUGAAGAAAAUGUCUAAUAUCAAUCUGCAAUGUUUGUUAGGCAUUCAAUGCAAUGAUUUUGUAAUGAUAGCUGCGGAUCAAACUACUAGCCACAGUAUUAUGGUUAUGAAAGAUGAUGAGGAAAAAAUAUACAAGAUCUCUGACAGGCUUAUAAUGGGUGUAAUAGGAGAUUCUGGCGAUACAAACCAGUUUGCUGAGUACAUUGCCAAGAAUAUUCAAUUGUACAAGAUGCGCAACGGUUACGAACUCGGACCCACUGCAGCAGCUAAUUUUACUCGCCGAAACCUUGCAGAGUAUUUGAGAAGCAGUAGUCCCUAUUCUGUCAAUCUUCUGAUGGGAGGGUAUGAUAAAGAGAAUGGCCCGGAGCUGUAUUUCAUGGAUUACUUGGCAUCCAGUGUGAAAGUACCUUUUUGUGCUCAUGGCUUCGGUGGAUACCUCAGUUUGAGUAUCAUGGACCGUUACCAUAAGAAAGAUGCUACUGAAGAUGAAGCCUAUGAGAUUCUAAAGAUGUGCGUGAGAGAGGUCCACAAGAGAUUGUUUGUUAGCCUUCCCAAUUUCCAGGUUACGGUGGUCAACAGGGAUGGGAUCAAAGUCCUUCCACCCAUCAAUUCUGCAUUGCUGAAGUAAUUUUUUUAAUAUAAGCAUAAAUAAAGAUUUUUUUUGUAUGAA
Amyelois transitella is the source of this 756-nucleotide messenger RNA. It is a transcript of the gene Prosbeta4, whose product is annotated as proteasome subunit beta type-2. NCBI's taxonomy places the organism in Eukaryota, Metazoa, Arthropoda, Insecta, Lepidoptera, Pyralidae. The transcript has 4 exons. Gene Ontology annotation, biological process: proteasomal protein catabolic process. Bases 97 to 714 code for a protein of 205 amino acids. The record is from RefSeq and is a predicted model, not a curated record. Gene Ontology annotation, cellular component: proteasome core complex.